Acanthamoeba castellanii str. Neff is the source of this 1014-nucleotide messenger RNA. RefSeq lists its product as uncharacterized. Bases 1 to 1014 code for a protein of 337 amino acids. The record is from RefSeq and is a predicted model, not a curated record. The transcript is spliced from 7 exons. Lineage: Eukaryota; Discosea; Longamoebia; Acanthamoebidae.
AUGGCGCGGCACCGCAUCAAGAUGCCCAUCUCGCUGCAGUACAUCAUGCCCGAGGAGCUGGACCUGCUGGGGGCGUCGGGCAACGACGUGCGCCUCACCGCCCAGCGGGUGUACAUGUGCCAGCAGCACGUCCAGCUCCUGGAGUCCCUCAAGAAGGAGGACCUCAAGAGCCAGGUGGGCAGGUUCUUCCGCCAAACCUACGUCGACUUCAAGCUCAGCGUCUCCCUCCCCGAGCUGAGGGACUACGAGAGCUUCCGCGACGAGAAGCUGGUGGGUAGCGGAGGCCGGCGCAAGAUGGUGAACGCCCUGUGCCGUGCCAUGGCGCUCCGGCCCCACCAGCCGCCCAUGUCCCUCGAGAAGCACCAGCCCUCACGGAAGAGCGCCAACGACAAAGGAGAUGACGAUGACGAUGACGAUGACGACGAUUGCGACUACAAGGACUACUACAAGAAGAAGGCAGCGGAGGAUGAAGAGGAGCGGGAGGUGCGGUUGGCCCGGGCGAAGCGAAGGCGAUCGGCGCCGGCGUCGCUCGCUGUGGCCACGGCUGGCGCCGAUGAUGACGCCAACCAGCCAUCAGGGCCGCCGCCUCAAAUCCCGCCUCCAGUCCCCGCCCACGCCGCUGCCGUUUCCGCCCCUAAUCAGGUGAUGGUGAUGACGGUGAUGACGGUGAUGGUGAUUGAGGCGUCUCAGCUGGCGACACAACGCGAGGUGGCGCUCGCCACGGAGCAGCUGGCGGGGUACCUACAGACCCACUUUCUGCAGCCCUGGCGCGCCGACGGCCGACCAAUCGACCUCGCCAGACUCCAGGAGUUGGUGUCCCGGUGCCUACAUGAGGAGGCACUUCUUGUCGCCGUCCUUGGCCUCGGUCUCCAGUCCUUCCCACUCAGCCAAGCCGAAAACCUACCGGCCCAGCUCGCUCGGCGCAAAAGGGCGGAGCCGGGCGGGGCCAUGGCGGCCGCGGGGUACACCCGGAUGUACUGCACGAACCGGAAGUUGGAUCCCGUGUUGGGGUAG